This is a messenger RNA of Soboliphyme baturini, 489 nucleotides long. The record is from the annotation of a GenBank genome assembly. NCBI's taxonomy places the organism in Eukaryota, Metazoa, Nematoda, Enoplea, Dioctophymatida, Soboliphymatidae.
AUGCUGCCGCUAGCCUUGCAACGGUUGUCGAGCGCUUUUGACAAACAGUUACGAACAGAACGGAGAGCUGGGCAGUUGCUGGAACGAAUUCCGUGGUGGAUGCAACUCAUCAACGUGCACAUUUUUCUGGCCGGCCUUUGGGUUGUCUGCGGUUUCUCUGCCGCCGUGUGUUUUGGGUUCGUUUUCAAAAACUAUACCGCGGCGUGUUGGGCAGUGAAAUAUGGCAACUUCGAAAAGUGGCAACGAGGCCUGAAAAGAAUCAUGCUACUCGGCUGCAUUGGGCAGCUGCUCGGCUGCAGCGGAAUGUCCUCUGCAAUAUCCCUGGCGAUCAUUCUGAACACGGGCGCGUUGCAGGUGUAUGGUGAGAACCACUGGUUGGCGGUCGUGUGGUCAUUCAUGACAUGGAAGUGGUCGUUUUUCACCUUCUACUAUGCCAGAAAGUAUAGAGCGGCAUUCAAGCGUUUGAAGAAUACUAAGGAAAGUGCUUAG